AUGAACUCCAUCGUCAAUGGACUCUACACCUUCAUGUCCACAACCGUCGUCCCAGCAGUCACAGAACAGGCAGCGAACCUUGUUGGAGGAGCUUCUGCACUUGCCGAAGGAGCAACACAGGCUCUAACACAAAUCAGUCAGACUGCUCUCGAGUGGGGAUCUGGCUCAGAGGAUGCCACGGCUUCUUCUGAAGUCUUCUCAUGGGAGCAACAAGGGGCGGCGGCGGCGUCGUCUGAUCUUCAAGAGGAUAAAAAGGAGACGACAGAGGAUGUUCACCAGGAGGCGAUAGGAGCAUCGUCACCAAAUACAUCGAUCGAAUGGGAAGUGAUCCAUGAGAAUCCAGACGAGACGGGUCCAAUCAGGCACAAUCAAUUUGAGAUGGUGCAAAACAACUACGAGUGGAUGAAGAAUUCCAAAUGA
Messenger RNA from Caenorhabditis elegans, 420 nucleotides. RefSeq lists its product as uncharacterized. The transcript has a single exon. The record is from RefSeq and is marked reviewed. The coding region runs from base 1 to 420 and encodes 139 amino acids. NCBI's taxonomy places the organism in Eukaryota, Metazoa, Nematoda, Chromadorea, Rhabditida, Rhabditidae.